AUGUCAGCAGAAAUACGUCAACUUGUAGAAGCAUGUCACACGUGUCAGAAAUUUAGCAGCGGUCAAACGAAAGAAACACUAAAAUCUCACGAAAUUCCCAGCCGUCCGUGGGAGAAAAUUGCAACUGAUCUGUUCACCUACAAUAACAAAGAGUUCCUCAUCACAGUGGAUUACUACAGCAACUUUUGGGAGAUUGACGAACUAUCAACCACAACCGCCCUGCC
Paramuricea clavata is the source of this 224-nucleotide messenger RNA. NCBI's taxonomy places the organism in Eukaryota, Metazoa, Cnidaria, Anthozoa, Malacalcyonacea, Plexauridae. The record is from the annotation of a GenBank genome assembly.